Molecule: messenger RNA, 3507 nt
Organism: Pocillopora meandrina
Lineage: Eukaryota; Metazoa; Cnidaria; Anthozoa; Scleractinia; Pocilloporidae
Source: the annotation of a GenBank genome assembly
CGUUAAUCCCGGAGUCCAUUUGGCGUCCUUUGUCCAGAUUCAAAUUUUCUUGAUUUCCCCCACGCGGCAUUUUCCGCGCUCUAAUUACUUCCAGCCUUUGUUCCUUGCCCUCGAGGCAGUUUCCAAGCCUAUUUCGUCCCAUUUUCCUUCCAAACGUCACCCUAGGUGCUUCUUCGAUUCUAGAAAUGCCAAGGAAGCGUAAGCAUUCGAGUGAAGAAGAAGAGGAGGAGGCAGAAGAAGUUGAAAAUAAUAUUCGAGCGAAGCGGCGCGCUGCUGUGGAGGCACGUGAUCGAGUAGCGGCUAAGGAAGGCGCGAGCGACGAUGAAGACGAAGAAGAUGACCUGGAUGAGGAGGAGGACGACGACAAAGAUGAAGAUUACGAAGGGGAAGGAGUAGGAGAUGAAGAAGGAGACGAGGAAGGUGAUGAAGAUGAUGAGGAAGAGGAAGAAAAUGACGGCGCUGGAGGAGCAGAGGGCGAAGAUGACGACGAAGACGAUGAAGAAGUCGAAGAUGAGGAACAAGAACCGGAUACAGUUGAAUGUAUUCUGGCUGAUUUGGAGGAACCAACGUCAGGUAUUUUAUCUAUUUAUUCAGCUAUUUUUUGUCUUAAUUUCCGAUAAGGUUGCAAAAUUUUUCCACGGCGCUUCGUAAAUUGCUAUUAUCCCUCGUUUCGUGAUCAAAUCGCGUGUUCAGUCGCGCGCGAUAGAACACGACUACAAGAUUUUGAUUGAAAUAUUGAGCUCGAGUUUAGCGUGUUUUCGAGAUAAAUGUUUUCCGCCGGAUCAUUAUUAGGAGAAAAAAGUUUAGACCGAUACGUAACCUAAAAAAGAAAUUCUCCGUGAUUUAGCUUGUGUGUUGUUGAAUCCCCUUUUGUCUCCUAACCGUCUUUUGUCAGGUUUACGCGGCGCACGUGGAAGAUUUUCUGUAGUGGGGAACGCUCUCAUGAUUUGGCAGAUCUUUUGGUUAUUUUGGCUAUUCUUUAUCGGCACAGCUGAUAAACUUGUGUUUUAAACCACUUCCGCUUGGAUUCUUGAUGUCAAAUUUAAUUUAUAAACAAAUAACUAGUGGUUUGAUUGUAAGUUGCCAAAGUACAAAGAAUUAAGCGUUAUUCUAUCUCAAAGCUUUAUAUCUUUGACGGAUAAGCGAAAAAUAGUUGUUUGCUGUCUUAGUCUUGUAAGUUCAUUAAUAUCAUCCUUUACUUAUAUGCAUGUGAUUAAGGAAGGCAUUAAAGAUGAAAUACUCUGUUGUGUGGCAUCUACCAAUAGUCUGUGGGUAGAUCGUUGCACUGACGUCAUAAGCUUCAAUCAUAUAAUUUUAAGUCUUUGACUUAGUCACUCAGAGGAGAUAACAUUUGUAAUACCGUUUGAAGAUUUAGCACCUAAUGUGUUAUUAUCCAAAUACACAGAUCUAAAAUUGGGGAAAGCAAAAUUUGUGUUUAAGAUAAACUUGAGAAUACCUUUAUCAAGACAUUAAGAGAUGCUAAAAUUAGGAUAAACUUUUCCAACGAUUUUGAACUCAAAGGAAUUAGAGGAUGGGUUUUGAUCUGUUUGAUAUUAACUCUGGAGACCUAGCAGUGAUCUGAAAUACCACCCUGUACACAUGAAAUAUUGUUAUGACCUAAUAGUUAUUAUGGUGAUAUGGUUCCUCUGAAAUUUCUCUUCUUGACCCUUUGAUCUUUUAAGGGCAACUAGUUUCUAAUUUCUCCUUCAGUAUCAUCCCUGAAUCACAUUAUGGUCAGGAGAAUAAGUGAAAUGAUCACUAACGAAAGAAACCCUUAAUUGUUGAAAAAAAAACUCGCCUUGUCAGCUUGCUAGGAAUUGUAUUAUGGAAGAUACAUGGGUGCAAGAAAUGAUUCUUUACACAAGGUUUGUAUUAUACAUCAGGCUUAAAAAUACUAUUUUUGAAAUUUUACAGAUACUCCAGGUUAUGUCUUAAAGAAAAAAGACAGCCCCAAGAAAAUGGAACUCUGUUUCAUGGGAGAAAUGAGGGAAACAUUGGUUGAUGUCACUGAAGCUUUUCAAGCACAUUUUGAGGAGAAGAAACUACCUGUUCUUCAGAUUACAAAAUUUGACAUGAUAGGAGAUACCAAUGAUACAACACAGGUAAGUUGCUGAGUGCAAGGUCUCAUUCAUUAACAUUGUUCAUGCAGGGUACCCAAUACUGUUAUUUCUUGUCUCAUCUGUAAAUUGCUAGUAAAGGCAGCCAAUCAGGUUGCCUGAUUCAAUCACAUGGCUUUUAAGUUGAGUCCUAGGAAUAAAGAGGGAAGGCAAGGUUUCCACACCCAGUGUAAAAACGUUUUUAAGUGUGCUCCUUAACUAUUAAUAAAAAACUGUUGUUAACUUUUGCUUGCAAUCAAAUUUGUAGCAAUGGGUAUAUAUUAUUGCCAGGUGUAUCAUAAACUUUAUUAGUGUUCUAGUAACAUGACAUUCAAAAGGCAUUAUAGUUCUUUGAAUAGUUUUCUUUGUACUCACUCAGUGGAUUGUUGUUCUUUAUUCACCAGGUUGAUGUUUUGGAGAUCAAAUAUGACAAGGCAUAUGGCAUCAGAGAAUUAGAUGAUGACAGUGAUGACAUACUUUCACAAAAUUUUUAUUGUGUUGUCAGAGUAGAAGGAAUUGAAGGCACUUGGGCUACACAAUAUUUUCUACCAGAACCUGAGGACUGAUUUGAACAGGGUUUAGGCAUGAUUGGGGGCAUAAGCUUUCAGAACUAGCAAAUCUGUAAAAAUGAAAAAGAAAACAUGCUUUUAGACCACAAAAAAUCUGAUGAUCUUGCUGUUUAGGUGAUACCUUUGUACUAGUUAAAAGCACAGUAUAAAGUGUGUUGUUCAAUUUUUUGUUGUGUUAUAAUGUAACCUGGUAUGUUUGUGGAGGUAGCUGUUAAUUUUGUCUGUUACUGUAGGUUUGAUGUAAGCUACACUUAAAAUUGCAAAUUAAUUUAGUUAGUAUUUGAAAUUUGGAAAGGCAGGUUAAUGUCCAACUAUGUCUGUGAGAUUAUUGCUUUGAAGCAAGGAUCACAAGUAACAUGUAUGUUUGUGGUUUUUUGGUAAACUUUGUAGUUUAGAUAUUUGUAAAAAAUAAAUAAAAGUUAAUAGACACUAUAUGGACAUUUGCUUGAUUUUUCUGAAGUAUAUCUGUAAUGCAAUUGUUGUUCUUCACCAUCUUGGGAAAAUUAUUUAAACACAAUACGAGUUGCCAUGUUCCUGAUGGACAUUUGUAGACUGGUGCCCAUGGUGAUGCUGCACAGAGGAAGCUUGAUAACCCUUUCUCUCCCAAAAUUGAAAUUGCAAAUUCUAUGCACUGUGUCCCAUAAGAGGCUAAUGCUUUCUGUUCUGAGAAUAUAAUCUUAAAGCAUAAGGCAUUCAUGCUUAGCUGACUCAAAAAUUUAAGAGUAAAAGCUAACACACAUUCCAACCAACUUAAAAGUGGAGAGAGAGAGCAAAGGAUGGAACCUGCAUUGGUUUUUACACAUAUACACAUUUAUAUCUUAUAAGGCAUUUUGGUGUGUAGU